Pygocentrus nattereri (red-bellied piranha) is the source of this 4341-nucleotide messenger RNA. RefSeq names its product myosin IF (gene myo1f). The coding region runs from base 231 to 3506 and encodes 1091 amino acids. The record is from RefSeq and is a predicted model, not a curated record. Gene Ontology annotation, cellular component: plasma membrane; cytoplasm; myosin complex. Gene Ontology annotation, biological process: actin filament organization; vesicle transport along actin filament. Gene Ontology annotation, molecular function: actin filament binding; microfilament motor activity; ATP binding. The transcript has 28 exons. Lineage: Eukaryota; Metazoa; Chordata; Actinopteri; Characiformes; Serrasalmidae.
GGAAGUAGUGGUGCACUCAGGUCUUGCCGGAGUUUGAUACACUUCACUGAAGCAGUCACGGUUUGGUUUAAAGGGUCUGCUCAUUAUGGCGACGUGUUAACAGUGACCCUGUUGGAUUUUCUCUCAUGCACAUACACCAACACACACAGGUACACGCACACAUCCAAAGGGAGGACCCAUAAAGGUGCAGAAGAGGACAGUCUAAAGAGGACCACCUCAGUCCUGGCAGUAUGGCCAGUAAGUACCACUGGCAGAGUCAGAAUGUCAAGCAGAGCGGAGUGGACGACAUGGUGCUCCUGUCCAAGAUCACCGAGGACGCCAUCGUGGAGAACCUCAAGAAGAGAUUCAUGGACGACUACAUCUUUACCUACAUCGGGCCUGUGUUGAUAUCGGUGAAUCCGUUCAAACAGAUGCCUUAUUUUACAGACCGGGAGAUUGAGCUUUACCAGGGAGCUGCACAGUAUGAGAAUCCUCCACACAUCUACGCCUUAACGGAUAACAUGUACAGGAACAUGUUGAUUGACAGUGAGAAUCAGUGCGUCAUAAUCAGUGGAGAGAGCGGCGCAGGGAAGACGGUAGCUGCUAAAUACAUCAUGGGCUACAUCUCCAAAGUGUCUGGUGGUGGAGGCAAAGUUCAGCAUGUGAAGGACAUUAUCCUGCAGUCUAACCCUCUGCUGGAGGCCUUUGGCAACGCUAAGACUGUCCGUAACAACAACUCCAGUCGCUUUGGCAAAUACUUUGAGAUCCAGUUCAGCAGAGGAGGAGAGCCGGACGGAGGCAAAAUCUCCAACUUCCUGCUGGAGAAGUCUCGAGUUGUGAGCCAGAACGAGAACGAGAGGAACUUCCACAUUUUCUACCAGCUAAUCGAGGGGUCAUCAGCACAGCAGAAAGAAGCUUUGGGUAUCAUGACCCCAGACUACUACAACUACUUGAACCAGUCUGGCACCUACAAAGUGGACGGCACCAAUGACAGCAAAGAGUUUCAGGAGACGAUGGAAGCCAUGCAGGUGAUUGGCAUCCCGGGAGACUGUCAGAUGCAGGCCCUGCAUAUUGUGGCGGGAAUCUUACACCUGGGCAACAUCAGCUUCAUUGAGGCUGGAAACUACGGCCAGGUGGAGAGCCCAGACUUGUUGGCCUUCCCUGCGUACCUGCUGGGCAUCGACCAGAACUGGCUUCAGGAGAAGUUGACCAGCCGCAAGAUGGACUCCAAAUGGGGGGGUAAAUCCGAGUCCAUCAACGUGACCCUGAACCAGGAGCAGGCCUGCUACACCCGUGAUGCCCUGUCUAAGGCCCUGUAUGCCCGUCUGUUCGACUACUUGGUGGAGGCCAUAAACAAAGCCAUGCAGAAGCCCAUUGAAGAGUUCAGCGUUGGAGUUCUAGAUAUUUAUGGAUUUGAGAUUUUUCAGAGGAACGGCUUUGAGCAGUUCUGUAUAAACUUUGUGAAUGAAAAACUGCAGCAGAUCUUUAUUGAGCUGACCCUGAAGGCAGAGCAGGAAGAAUACGUCCAGGAGGGGAUCAAAUGGACGCCUAUUGAAUACUUCAACAACAAAAUAGUGUGUGACCUCAUUGAAAAUAAAUUGAACCCCCCGGGUAUAAUGAGCGUACUUGAUGACGUGUGUGCCACCAUGCAUGCCAAGGGUGAAGGGGCAGACGGCACUCUCCUGCAGAAGCUGCAGGCCGCAGUGGGCACACACGACCACUUUAACAACUGGAACUCUGGCUUUGUUAUCCAUCACUAUGCAGGCAAGGUCUCAUACGACAUCAGCGGCUUCUGUGAGAGAAACAGAGACGUGCUUUUUCCUGACCUCAUUGAGUUGAUGCAGAGCAGUGAGCAUGCCUUCAUCCGCAGCCUGUUCCCCGAAAACCUCAAUACUGACAAGAAAGGCCGACCCACCACAGCUGGAUCAAAGAUCAAAAGGCAGGCUAAUGAGCUGGUUGAUACGCUGAUGAAAUGCACUCCACACUAUAUCCGCUGCAUCAAACCCAAUGAGACCAAGAGACCCAGAGACUGGGAGGAGAGCCGGGUUAAACAUCAGGUGGAAUAUCUGGGCUUGAAGGAGAACAUCAGAGUGCGUCGUGCUGGUUUCGCCUACCGCAGAGUUUUCAAGAAGUUUCUACAGAGGUAUUCCAUCCUGACUCCAGAAACGUACCCGUAUUGGCGUGGAGAGGAAAAGCAGGGGGUCCUGCAUCUCCUGCGCUCCGUAAACAUGGACACAGACCAGUACCAGAUGGGCCGCACCAAGAUCUUUGUCAAGAACCCAGAGUCGCUCUUCUUGCUGGAGGAGAUGAGGGAGAGAAAGUUUGACACAUUCGCUAGAGCCAUCCAGAAAGCCUGGAGGAAGUAUAUUGCCAGAAGGAAGUAUGAGCAGAUGAGAGAGGAGGCCUCAGAUAUUCUUUACAACUCUAAGGAGCGACGCAGGAACAGUAUUAACAGGAACUUCGUUGGUGAUUACCUGGGAAUGGAGGAAAGGCCUGAACUGCGUCAAUUCCUGUCCAAGAGAGAACGAAUUGACUUCGCUGACUCUGUUACCAAGUAUGACCGCAGGUUUAAGUCAAUCAAGAGGGAUCUGAUCCUGACGCCCAAGGGCAUCUACCUGAUUGGUCGUGAGAAAGUAAAGAAAGGACCAGAGAAAGGCCAGAUCAAGGAAGUGCUGAAGAGAAAGCUGGACAUCGGAAGCAUACGCUCUGUUUCACUGAGCACGAGGCAGGACGACUUCUUCAUCCUGCACGAGGCUCAGUACGACAGCCUGCUGGAGUCCAUGUUCAAGACUGAAUUCCUGAGCUUGCUGUGUAAACGCUAUGAAGAGCAGACCAAGGCCAAGCUCUGCCUGACUUUCAAUGACAGGCUAGAGUUCCGUCUGAAGAAGGAAGGCUGGGGUGGAGGAGGCACGCGUUCACUGGUGUUCCAGAGAGGGCAGGGAGACACAGCCCAGGUCAAACCCGCAGGAAAAAAUCUCAAUAUCUCUGUAGGAGAUGGACUACCGAAGACGUCCAAACCAACGAGAAAGAGCAUGCAGCCCACUCAAGGAGGCAGAAGGCAGCCCCCCAGCAGAGGUUACCAGAACGGUGCAGCCCAGUUCUCCCGUGCUUCCACUCGCUCUCAGGAGCAGAUGUACUCAACCCCAGACAAACGAUCCCGGCCACCCAAUGCCGCUCUGCCUAAACUGGGCUCGCAGAAAGGCCGGCGGGCGCCAGCAGCCCAAACACAAAAUGCUAACCUUGACUUCCUCAACGUCCCUGAUCAGGGCAUGUCAGGAAUGCAGAGGAAGAGGAGUAUCAGCCAGCGUCCUCCGCCGGCCCCCACCAGCCGGCCUAAAGUACAGCCCCGCUCCCAUGGCCCUCGCUGCCGGUCACUUUAUCAAUAUGUAGGUCAGGAUGUGGAUGAGCUCAGCUUUGAGGCCAAUGAAGUUAUUGAUCUGGUUAAAGAAGAUCCGUCUGGCUGGUGGACGGGCAGGCUGCGUGGGAAAGAGGGCUUAUUCCCAGGGAAUUAUGUGGAGAAAAUCUGAGAAACCGUCUCUUCCUCAUCCGGGUAGAACUCAAUGGUACUCUGUCUGUGACCUCUGAUUGCUGACCGUCCAGCCCCUGAGCCUCUCAGAACAUGCAGGCGGUCUGUAAUGAUGAGGCAGAUGGGUCAACGUAUCGGUCAGGGUCAAAGAGUCAAUAUAAAAUCAAAAGGAAAGAAACAUUUCUUGUAAAAUUGUGAUUUAUGAUCAUUUUCUGGACAAAGAAAAUCUCAGGUGCUUGGAUAUGAAGCAUUUUCACCAUUAACAGUGUUAUUUAAACAAGUUAACGCAAAGUGCGUAACAUGAUUUCUUGUAUUAUUAUUUUUUUCUUAAGAAUUAAAUGGAAUAAACCCAGUGUUUGUCUGUGUCAGUAGCACAGCCUCGCAGACAGUGCCAAAACUAUGCACAUAUCCUGCACUACUGCAGGACAACCACAUGAUGGCGCUAUGGUCAUUAGAUUUCACUGACUUUUGCACAGUACAACCAAAGCAGCAGCACAGCCAUGUGUGAACAGGGCAUCUAUUUUUAUCCCACUUCUUAAGUUAUGUGAUGGUGUUUAAGGCACAUAUAUGAUAGGGUUUUGAUCUAAUGUAGCUUUUGCUUUGUGUAUUGGUGUGCAAUUGUGUGCAAUCACCAACCUGAAAAUUGAAUUAACUUCAUGCUUAUGGUAUUAAUAUCAAAGUACUAACAUUUUUCAGAGGAUGAUAUCUGCAAAUGUCUCAUUUUUGACUGCUACACCCUUUGAGGAGGGAUCUGUUCCAGGCUGGAGUCAUUCAUGAUAAAGGUCAUGGUGUAGUUUGGAGUAAAUAUGUGAAUAAAAGUGAUUUUCUCCCUCAGA